CACUCAUAUUUUGUGGACUACUGCUGGUGGUGGUUGAUGUUUCUAACUUGAUUUAUGACUGGCUACCAGCUUGACCCCUCCCACCCCUGUCGUUCGGUCUCUUCGUCUUCUAUGCUCUGCAGCUGCUUGUCGUGAACAUCGAGGAUACCAUUUCUUCUUCGUUUCUAUCUUCUUCCAUGGUGCUCAUAAGAACUCUUUGGCUCUUUCAGCUAAUUCUCCUUCUCCUCUUCUUCGCUUCGCUCUCUGGAGCUCUCGACCUCUCCGAUUCAGAUCGGCUCGACGUCGCCAACGACACUGCCGUCUCCAACUCCUCCCUCUCUCAACCUAAAGAUGGCAGUUUCGCUAAAAUCAUCGAUGAUGCUCUUCGGAAGGAGUUCCCUGAGAAUGAACAAAACGACGCAACUGAUUCUGGAAGCUUCAACAAUAGUGUAGCUGAUCAGCAGGCAGUUCUGGAAACUGUUGCCAGAGUUAAACCGAAGAAAAAUGACACAAAAGAGGAAAAGUCAUUUAUUUUCAAUUUGGAAAAUGAUAAUGGAGCUGAAGAUACUCCUACACUGAUAGAUAGAAAGGACAACAUCUUCAUUAUAUCUAAUUUUAAAUCAAAAUAUCCAGUGCUGCAGUUGGAUUUGAGAUUGAUAUCAGAUUUGGUUGUCGUCAUUGUGUCUGCAACUUGUGGUGGCAUUGCGUUUGCGUGUGCCGGACAGCCGGUUAUUACUGGAUACUUGCUAGCAGGGUCUGUUAUUGGGCCUGGAGGGUUCAGCUUUGUCAGUGAAAUGGUGCAAGUUGAGACAGUUGCUCAAUUUGGUGUUAUUUUUCUUCUUUUUGCGUUGGGCCUGGAGUUCUCAACUACAAAACUUCGAGUUGUACGGGCAGUUGCCGUUUUAGGAGGUCUGCUCCAAAUUGUUUUAUUUAUGUUCCUAUGUGGGAUUACAGCGAUGUUAUGUGGUGGUAAGCCUUCUGAGGGUAUAUUUGUUGGUGCUAUCCUUUCGAUGUCUUCAACAGCAGUGGUUUUAAAGUUUUUGAUGGAAAAGAAUUCUACUAAUGCCCUUCAUGGUCAAGUCACCAUUGGCACUCUCAUUCUGCAGGACUGUGCUGUUGGUUUGUUGUUUGCAUUGCUUCCCAUUCUUGGUGGAACUUCUGAUGUUCUUCAAGGAGUAAUAUCCAUGACUAAACUGUUGGUAGUGUUGAUUGCAUUUUUGGGUGUUUUGUCAAUAUUAUCACGUACUUGCGUUCCUUGGUUUCUUAAAUUGAUGAUGAACCUUUCAUCACAGACCAAUGAGCUCUAUCAAUUGGCAUCAGUGGCAUUCUGCUUACUUAUAGCCUGGUGUAGUGAUAAGCUGGGCCUAAGUUUAGAGUUGGGAUCUUUUGCUGCUGGGGUGAUGAUAUCAACAACUGAUCUUGCUCAUCAUACACUAGAACAAAUAGAACCCAUUCGGAAUUUUUUUGCUGCUUUAUUCCUUGCCAGCAUUGGGAUGCUGAUCCAUGUUCAUUUUCUGUGGAACCAUGUUGAUAUAUUGCUAGCAUCUGUUAUAUUAGUCAUAAUCAUAAAGACAGCCAUAAUCACUACUGUUGUAAAAGGAUUUGGUUAUAACAACAAGACUGCAAUGCUUGUUGGAAUGUCGCUGGCUCAAAUAGGGGAGUUCGCUUUUGUUCUUCUCAGCCGUGCUUCUAAUCUUCAUCUCAUUGAGGGGAAGCUUUACCUACUUCUUCUUGGGACAACAGCUCUUAGCCUGAUAAUGACUCCCCUGCUUUUCAAGCUAAUUCCUGCGGUGGCAAAUCUUGGUAUUCUGUUACGGUGGUUCCCACCUGACAGUUCUGUAGAGAUUGGGUUUAAAGGAGAUAACUUCCGAUCAGACAGUGGUAAACAGCGGAUUACAUUAAUUGUCCAAGAACCUCAUGACUCUUGAGCUCUGUACAUAAACAUUUCAAGAGUUUUGGCUCUGGCCAGUGCUUCUCGCUGUGCAGAUGAAAUCAAGGUUUUUACCCUCUCCUGAUACAACGUUAUUGUCGGAAAUUUUCCGUUAUGUCACUAACCAAGUUUGGUGUUGAGAUUGAGAUUUAGUUGUUGUUGUUGCACGUCACUAACCAAAUCAUUACCAAAUCAAUCCUCGUAAAUGGAAGAAUGGGGAUGAGGUAAUCUAACUGCCAUUAAGGACUGACAUGAAGCAUUUUCAUGUGAUUUAGAUGAUCGUUCAUCUCUUACUGAAAAUUUUUCUCCUUUGUACCGUAGUUUAAUUUGAGCUUAUAAUCUAGGAUGAUAGUGGAUGAAUACUCAUACUUGAUGUUCAAUCAAAUUGUCAAAUUUAAUUC
Hevea brasiliensis (rubber tree) is the source of this 2310-nucleotide messenger RNA. RefSeq names its product K(+) efflux antiporter 6. The transcript is spliced from 20 exons. Lineage: Eukaryota; Viridiplantae; Streptophyta; Magnoliopsida; Malpighiales; Euphorbiaceae. Gene Ontology annotation, biological process: potassium ion transmembrane transport; proton transmembrane transport. Gene Ontology annotation, cellular component: membrane. The record is from RefSeq and is a predicted model, not a curated record. The coding region runs from base 177 to 1907 and encodes 576 amino acids. Gene Ontology annotation, molecular function: potassium:proton antiporter activity.